GAUUAAAUGAACAUGAAAUAAGCGCAUGUAUUAGCUUGUAAACCAACUGUAAAUUAUUUCAUGUACGAAUAUAUGUUGUAUAGAUAUGUCAUGCAACUUGUAGUUAUCAAUAUCAUGAACGAAUCAACGAUAGACCACUAUUGAAAACCUGGAAUGAUUGAACGACCGUCUCCUUCUAGUAUGGGACUCCUCAGCAGUGAAAGUCCGUGAUACCUCACGCGGCACUCGAACCGUAGACCUUCAAUCUCACGCAAACGCUUAACCAUCUAGACCACUGAGAAGGCAUCUAAAGGUACUAGUGUCUAAAUGCAACCAAUCCACGAUAUUGUGCAACCAUUUGUAAUUAAACAACAGUUCAAUGAUGAUUUAUUAUCAUUAAUGGUUCAAUGUAUUGUCAUUCUUAUAAGUUAUUCAUUUAAAUCAGUGAAAUAUCAGAAUGUUUGAAAUUAUGUAAAAGUUGUUAGAUGACUGAGCUUAUACUCUUUCCAAAUGUUCAACGAAUGACUCAACCCUAUAUCUUGGAUAACUCUAACCCUUCAAAUGUUGAUUUUGAGGCGGGAAAGAUUAAUAAAGUUCAGUGUUAUUGAGUUCUCGGAGCUGAAUAAUGGAGAAAUCAAUUUCACAUAUGCUCAGUUAGUUUGUUCUGACAAUACUGUUUACGACUAAAUGUUCUUUUAGGUCCCAUUAUGAUUGCUGGACCACUCAUAUUCCAAAGUGAAAUCUUGGAAGGAAAAAUCUAUCCACCUGUCAAUACAAGUCAAAUAAAUAACAGUAAUAAUACCAUCAGUAGCAAUGAGAACAAUGAAACAGUAGCUACAACAGUGGGCACUACUGAAGGAACUGGUGAUAUUGUGGAAAUACAAACUGAAACUUGUGAUGACCCAUUGGAAGAAUUUGUAUCUCCUGUACGUGGUACACCACGUUGUUGUCGUAAAUGUGAACCUGGCAAUGGUAUGUUACGUUUAUGCUCAAAUACAGAAGAUACACAAUGCCGACCAUGUAAACCAGGUUUUGAAUUCUCGCCUUUUAGAAGUGCAACAAAAAAAUGUUUACAGUGUCGACGUUGUGAAGAGCUCCAUCCAUUAGCGAAAACACGCAAUGAAUGCACUCCCGUAACAGAUACAAUAUGUCAAUGUGAAAAACCAUACUAUAUGUCAGAAAAGGAACAAACAUGUAAACCAUGCACUGUUUGCAAGCCUGGUGAAGGUAUAGUACAGGCAUGUGGUUGGAACUCGGAUACACAAUGUCAAUCAUGUCCAGCUGGUUUCUGGUCUGCACAAAGUAUCGAUAAUGUAAAGUGUAUACCUUGUCAAUCAUGUGGAAAAGAUCAAAUUUUAGUGAAAGAAUGUUCAUCAACAUCAGACACUCUUUGCUGUCCAGUAAACAAUCCCAACUGUACACACGAAUUGUCAAUGUAUUUCGACUAUUCAGCAUACGAUCAAGAAUCGGAUAUAUCAGACAAUAAUAACAAAUCCAAUCAAAUGUUGCCAAUUUAUUGUUCCAUCAUGGGUUUAAUAAUUAUUUCAUUAUUAUGUUAUGUUGUAUACAAAUUAUGGCGACAAAGAGAAGCAUCAAAAAAUUCCAAAUUAACUGAUUCGUACAAUAGUAACAAAACUGAUUUAUUAGAUAGAACAUCUUGUCUAGAUCAUAAUCAUUUACAACAUCGAAGAAUUUCAUCAGGUUUCGUAAAUAAUAACGCUCAUUUACCAAAUAAUUCACCUCAGUCUGCAACUGAACUUAAUAACACUGUUGAUUCAACACCCGAUAACGAUAUUAAUAAUCAUCUUCAAUUUAAUGAUAUUAUUGUUGGUCAUGAAAAAGCACCAUUACUUGGAAAAUUAGAUCAUUCAAAUAGCUCAUUUAAUAAUUUUGAACAACAACCAAUAACGGUAAUCCCAAUGAAUAUAUUAGGAGUUAUUUGUUAUCGUUUAUCUCAACAUGGAUGGCAAGAACUGGUUAAUAUACUGGAUUUAGAAACAAGCAAAUUUGAUCAUUUACCUUCAGAAAUAACAUCAGACUUAUUAUCAGCUACUAUGGGAGCUCAAACAACUGCUGAAUCUCAUUUAAAACAAUGUAAUCAAGAUAAUUCUAAUACAAUACAACCAAUCACUAAUAAUAAUAAUAAUAACUUAACAAUGACCGUUUCAAUGUUUCAAUAUAUGUGCCUACAGAAUACAGUAAAUUUAGGUCAACUAAUGAAUUCAUUACAAAAACUUAAUCGUCCUGAUCUUGUCUCUUUAAUUCAACAACAAAUUGGAAUAAUAAAAUCAAAAAAAACUAUAAAUCAAUCAAAUGAAGAAUAUAAAACUAAAACAAAAUCAAUAAAAUCCAAAGAAAAUUUUCAAAUAGAAAAUUAA
Messenger RNA from Schistosoma rodhaini, 2357 nucleotides. The record is from the annotation of a GenBank genome assembly. NCBI's taxonomy places the organism in Eukaryota, Metazoa, Platyhelminthes, Trematoda, Strigeidida, Schistosomatidae.